CGUGUGACUUGUCGGUGAUCAACAGUCGGUGCGCUUGGCGGCUGUUGACCGAAUGUUCGCGGUCGUUGUUCGUCUAACCGAUCACUUAUUGCGUUAUUUUUAUUAUUCACAGACUCGACCGAUAAUACUUGAUAGUGUUGUAUUAUAAUUAACGGUCGCCGUAACGGAAACAUAAACGCCUAUGUGUCGUUUUUCAUCACUUCUCGCGCUAUCGAUCGACUGUCGUGUGCGUCGGCGACUUUCGCGAAUGUGAGACCAUUAACCGUUGUUGUCUUCUGUAUUUGCACUACCCCCUGUGCCGGAAACCAGAACACGGGAGAAUAGGAUGGAAAUGAGAUGAGUGUAGGGGCCGAGCCCGGUGGGUGUUGGGACAGUUGCGUGCGGUUGAUGUGCCACAGUCAAACGUCGCAGCCAUCAGCCCAUCGACAGCCCUACCCUGCCCGCCACCUCUACCCCAACGGCAUCAAGAACGGCUUGAACGGUCAAAUCAAAGAUGGGAUUGUCAGGAACAUAUCGAAAACGAACGGGGUUAGGCCCGAAGAGAAGAUUUCCACCGUUUCUAGAGGCUAUUGGACGGUAGAGAGACCCAGACAGCAGCCCAACUACCAUGCGCUACGCCGAGCGUGCCGUGAGCGCGGUUCUCUAUACGAAGACCCAGACUUCCCUGCCGGUCCCAAGUGCCUUUACAGAAACAAGCGACCGGCAAUUCAGCCUAUUGUAUGGAUGCGACCACAUGAAAUGUGCCAAAGACCCAAGUUUAUGGUGGAAGCGUCGAGGCUGUUGUCCCAAGGUAACGGAGUUGUGUCGUCCGGAGAAAAUGCUCGAGGGCGGUGUGGCGUGGAACCUGGCGAAUACGGAGACCACAGCUUCUUGGCCGCAGUCUCUUCGUUAACGCUCACGCCCAAAUUCCUCGACCGGGUCGUGCCGCCAGACCAAUCAUUCGACACCACCACCUCAUAUUGCGGACUGUUCAGGUUUCGAUUCUGGUACUUUGGCGAGUGGAAAGAAGUAUUGGUCGACGACAAGCUGCCCACGUACAGAGGACGUCUGAUCUACAUGCAUUCCACCAACCCCACCGAAUUCUGGGUCGCGCUCCUCGAAAAAGCGUACGCCAAGCUGUAUGGUUGUUAUGAAAACCUAAGCGGACCGGGCUGCUCGACCACUAGAGCCCUGCAGGAUUUGACCGGAGGAAUCGUUCAAAGCUUCGGUUUGUCUAACCAAGACCGGUUUCUGACCUACCAGGUGUUGAACAGUGCCGUGCCCAGGUCGUCAUUGCUUAUAUCAACUAUAACUCUGAAAGAGAACAAGAGACAACUGAGACUGCGAAACGGGUUGAUGACCCAGCACGCUUAUAGCGUGACGGGUUUGGCGCGGGUCCGGGGUCCGCUAGGUGACACCCCGUUGGUGAGACUGAGGAAUCCUUGGGGCGAAGGCGAGUGGACAGGUCCUUGGAGUGAACGCAGCUGGGAAUGGGAUGGACUAUCACACAGAGAUAAGGAACUACUCAGCGUGCGGGUACGCAACGACGGCGAAUUUUGGAUGUCGUUCGAGGACUUUGCCCGGCAUUUCACGCAGUUGGACAUCGUGCACAUAAGCCCGGACGAUUGGAUGACCGAACCGGCUUUGCAUUCCAAGCAACCUUGGCGUGCCGUUCUGGCCAGGCGGAGAUGGCGGAGCGGUUACAAUGCCGGCGGUGGUCCCGGAUAUCCAGAGACGACGGCUAUGAACCCUCAGUUCCACAUAGGUAUACCUAGGACUUCGGGCAACAAGUGCCACGUGGUGGUGUCCGUCAUACAGCAAUACGAGACCGACCCUGAAGCCAAGGGUGCAAGACCCCUUUACGCCAUCGGAUUUGCCGUCUACGAAGUGCCGCACUCCACGUCCAGGCUGACUCCGCAUUUCGUCACGCAACAGCAACCUUUGGACGUGACCAACCACUCGGUUGCCAGGGAAGUGGUGACGUUCUUCACGCUGCCGCCCGGUGACUACAUUGUCGUUCCGCAGACCAAUGUGCCAAACUGUGACGCAAAAUUCCUCCUGCGAAUCCUCACGGACGAGCAGAGUAACAUAUGGGAAGUAAACGACGACAACAUGGUGUUCAAAAACAUUUCGGCUGAAUUUUUGGAAGACACUGUCAUAUUGCCCGACGGUCGACCGCUGCUGAACAAGCUGAUGAUCAAAUACCCGCCGGAAGUAGACGUGGUGCAGCUCCAGAAGAUACUGCGAGCCCACUGGAAAGCGUAUCUGGCCGAAAAGCCCAGUCUGGAAUUGUGCAAAAGUCUGAUUAUGUUGAGAGACAUCAACAUAAGCGGUCGCAUAAAUAUGUUGGAUAUUCCCGUGCUAAUGCACAUGCUACAGUUUUGGAAGAUCGCCUUUCAAAAGUUUGAAAAAGGUGUUAACCCCAACAAAACGUCGAGCUACAACUUGAGACCACUGCUGUGGGAAGCCGGCAGCACGGUCAGCAACAAAGUGCUCGAAUGUCUGGUACUGCGGUUCGCCAAAAACCAGAUACUGAGUUCCGAGUGCUUCAUUAUGGCCAUGGUCAGGUUGCAUUUGGCCCACGAGAGGUAUCACAGUUUGGACACGAAAAUGAGCAAGGGAAAUCCUUUGUCGUUGGAAGAGUUGAUCCUGAUGACCAUCUACUCAUGAUUUCGACCGAGCCCACCACGUACCAAAGAUGAAUGAUUGUGCCAGUCAUUAUAGGUAAAAGCCGAAACCGCACGAUGACCUAAGUCCUAACCUCCUAACCGAUCCGACUACGCGUUUUUUUAUCAUUAUUGAAACAUUAUUAUUUGUAAUAAAUUAAUACUAAAGCAAACAAACACAUAAUACAAUAUAAUAUUUAUAUUUUGUAUUUUUGGAAUUCUAGUAUUUUUUUUGUUAUUAUUAUUAUUUAUUUGAACUUAUAAUUUACAAACGUAAUCAAACGGGGCGUUAAAAACGUCUUACUUUUUUAUACAUCAGAUUCCGCACCUAAAAAAUAUGAGGUAUUUUUACCUAUUAUUAUUUAUUUUAUUAUACAUAUAAAUAUAUGUUAUUUAUAUGUAUUGUUAUUAUAUAAUAUUAUUUUAUUGUUUUACAUAACACUGUUUGUAAAAGGUUAUUGAUUUAUUCAAUAACACCAAAA
Molecule: messenger RNA, 3127 nt
Organism: Adelges cooleyi (spruce gall adelgid)
Lineage: Eukaryota; Metazoa; Arthropoda; Insecta; Hemiptera; Adelgidae
Product: calpain-1 catalytic subunit-like
Exons: 15
Coding region: 337-2649 (770 amino acids)
Biological process (GO): proteolysis
Cellular component (GO): cytoplasm
Molecular function (GO): calcium-dependent cysteine-type endopeptidase activity
Source: RefSeq, a predicted model, not a curated record